AUGCAGCAGGGGAGUCGCCGUGUUGCAGCUGUGAUACUCCCGCAGGUAAAGAAGGAGGCUGCCAAGAUGUUAGGCAUGAAAAAUGGUUACAGCAGUGGCAUUAUGAAUACGGUGGAGUUUCAUCCUGAUUCUAUAUCUGAGGGAAAAAAUGGAGUACUAAGCUUCCCUUGGGUUUCCCGUCGUGGUGUCUUAAAUGGAUUUAAGUCCACCCAUGGAGGAGCUUUGGCAACUCUCGCAGAUAUCUUUACGCGGCUACAUUUGGCUGCUGCUGCUCCGGAAUCGGUAUUAUCGUCUGUCAGCUUCGAGAUUAGUUACCUUGCUGCUGUCGCAGAGAACGUCGAGUGUAAUUGUGUGACCCGUCUCGUUAAUCAGGAUGCCGGUGCUUUAGUAUACAUGGAUUAUUCUUUUGAAGACAAAAUCACAGGGCAAGUGUUUGCUAGAGGUUCUCAUGUCCUAUCUUGCAGUGGGUAA
Trypanosoma theileri is the source of this 471-nucleotide messenger RNA. RefSeq lists its product as uncharacterized. Lineage: Eukaryota; Euglenozoa; Kinetoplastea; Trypanosomatida; Trypanosomatidae. Gene Ontology annotation, molecular function: fatty acyl-CoA hydrolase activity. The coding region runs from base 1 to 471 and encodes 156 amino acids. The transcript has a single exon. The record is from RefSeq and is a predicted model, not a curated record.